AUGGCUCCACAAUUGAACCCAAAGAUUGUCAAGAAGCACACCAAGAAGUUCAAGAGACACCACCAUGACAGAUACCACAGAGUUGGUGAAAGCUGGAGACUUCAAAAGGGUAUUGACUCUUGUGUCAGAAGAAGAUUCAGAGGUACCAUUUCUGCUCCAAAGAUUGGUUACGGUUCUAACAAGAAGACUAAGUUCUUAAGACCAGAUGGUAAGAAGACUUUUGUUGUUUCUAACUUGAAGGAUUUAGAAGUUCUUUUAUUACAUACCGAGACUUACGCAGCUGAAAUUGCUCACAAUGUUUCUGCAAAGAACAGAGUUGAAAUUUUGUCCAGAGCUAAGGCUAUUGGUGUUAAGGUCACCAAUCCAAAGGGUAGAGUUACUCUUCAAGCUUAA
Messenger RNA from Pichia kudriavzevii, 393 nucleotides. RefSeq lists its product as uncharacterized. Gene Ontology annotation, biological process: translation. Gene Ontology annotation, molecular function: structural constituent of ribosome. NCBI's taxonomy places the organism in Eukaryota, Fungi, Ascomycota, Pichiomycetes, Pichiales, Pichiaceae. Bases 1 to 393 code for a protein of 130 amino acids. The transcript has a single exon. Gene Ontology annotation, cellular component: cytosolic large ribosomal subunit; ribosome. The record is from RefSeq and is a predicted model, not a curated record.